AUGAACCAAAGAACAAGGAGUGGGUUAAAGAUUAGCCUGAAAAGUUAUUGUGAAAGCUGGAGAAUAAUAAACGUUGAGCUGCAUAACAUCCAAGACUUCAAAGUUGUGCCAGAAGAAUGUGUCCCCUACAUGGGCAAUUAUGUUACAUCAAGCCAGUACCAAGUUGACUCCGAGAGGACAAUUGAAGAAUGCAGAUUAUAUGUCAGCACUACCGGCACUUUGAUGAAAGAUGGUAAAGACGCUAGGCUAUUUGAGAUUGAUGAUACUGUCUUAUCCACUCUGCCUUACUUCAAGAAACAUCAUUUCGGGGGCUCAGAUGAUGAGCUGAAUGAGGUGCAACAACGGAAGGCCAACGUGAGAGAACAAUUGAUCAGUGAUGGAUACCGCGUUUGGGGAAUCGUUGGAGACAAAUACAGCAGCUUUGAGGGACUUCCAAGAGUACGGAGGUCAUUCAAACUUCCAAAUCCAUUGUAUUAUGUUUCUUGA
This is a messenger RNA of Dovyalis caffra, 486 nucleotides long. Lineage: Eukaryota; Viridiplantae; Streptophyta; Magnoliopsida; Malpighiales; Salicaceae. The record is from the annotation of a GenBank genome assembly.